Messenger RNA from Capsicum annuum, 1613 nucleotides. RefSeq names its product bax inhibitor 1-like. The record is from RefSeq and is a predicted model, not a curated record. The coding region runs from base 594 to 1313 and encodes 239 amino acids. NCBI's taxonomy places the organism in Eukaryota, Viridiplantae, Streptophyta, Magnoliopsida, Solanales, Solanaceae. Gene Ontology annotation, cellular component: membrane. The transcript is spliced from 5 exons.
CUCGUAUAGUGUGUGAAAACUUUAUCUGAACAUUUUGUUUGUGAAUAAUAAUUGUGAGGUUAUUCUUUUGGAUAUAUAUACAUUUUUGGAUCAUUAGAUUUUGUCUUUAAUUUGUAUACUUUCUUUUAUCUAUGUUUUUGUUAUUAGAGUAACUCUUCUUUCCAUUUUAUGGACUUAGAUGACACAUUGCUCGAACACGUUAAAUUCGUGUCUUCUUUAUUUUCUCCACUUAUCGUUAUUAUCAUCUUUUUUAUUUUAUUAUCACUAUAAUAUUAUUUGAUUAAAUUCUACAAUAUCCGAGAUUUCCGAUCCUAACAAGUUAAUUAUAUAAAAAAAAAAAUAAAAAAAUUAAUAAUCUAUAAAAUCAAAUGAGCAGAAGGAAAAACCUUCCCGCCAAGAACCUGUGAGUGGAGAUUCUUCUACUAAUUCCUUGACCAAAUUACCCCUGCCAUAUAAUAUAUAUAUACCCCUGCUAAUGAACUCUUAUGUGUAUAACAGACUAUAAAUACAGUUCACGCUCCUCAUUCUUCUUCAUCAUCACUUUCCCCAUUUCCAUUUUCUCUCUGCACUAAAAAAGAAGUUCGUUCACAGAGAUGAUAAUCGAGGUGAUGUAUGCUGUGAUUUGGUACUUCAAUAGGAAUUGGAGAAGACAAGACCUCAUGAAUUCUGGAGUAAUUCCCGCUCACGCUCAUGCAAGCUUGGACGCGGUGUAUUCUACGUUCUUCGGUGCUAUGUUCUGCGCUACUAUUGGAUCCUACUUGCACUUAUUCUGGGCAAUUGGGGGACUGUUCACAGUCCUUUCUUCUGUAGCAAGUUUACUCUGUCUCUGCUUUACAUCACCAGAACGCGUGAGGGUGAGGCUCUCACUAUUGAUGAUUGCUUCCUUUUCCUUGGGUGCUUCUGUUGGCCUUUGUACCAAAUAUCUCUUUGAAAUCGGUCAAGUGUUUGUUCCCAACCUUUUGGCAGGUUCAACAGUUGGCAUUGGAGUUUUCUUGGCUGCAGCAUGGACAACAAGGGAAAGGAGUAUCAUCUACCUUGGUUGCAUGGUUUAUUCUGGUGUUAUAGUGUUCUGCUACAUGGUUAUCAAUCUUUGUUUUACCAUUGACAGCCACACAGCUCAUUCUAUGUUUAAGGCAAUUGCUGAGCUGACAUUCUUCAUGGGAUACCUUGUGGUAUAUAGCCAAGAGAUACUUUACGAUGCUCUCUUUGGAGAAAUUGACUUUGUCAAUCGCACACUCACCGUCUUCCUCAAUUUACCGGCUGUAGUGGUCCAUGCUGCAAGAGUACUAUGCCUGCCUGAACACAUUGAGUGACGCAGACAUGAAACUUCUGGGGGAGUAGAAUAAAUAGAGAGUAGAAUGCACCUUAGCAGAUGGCGAAAACUGUAAAUGAUGAAAAAGUAUUCCUUUUGUGGCUACAUUGAAUUUGGAAUAGCCAAGUGCUUGAAGAUUUUUGGACAAAUUCUGAUAUGUGAAUGUGAAUUACCUUACCCCACAGAAAUCUUGAAUGCUAAUACUGCUGGUUGAUUGCCUUACACAUAAUUGUUCUUCCUUUUUUUUUUUUCAGGACAGUGCAAUAAAGACUAUUUGGAGCUUGAGCUAAUCAGUCAUAGC